AAUGUAAACGAAAUAUUCUUGUCUGAAUUCUGUAUGGAGAGUGAUGAUGAGUAAUAUUGGUUCGCAGUUUGAGUUUCGAACUGUUGAUGUGUGACUUAAACAUAUGCGACUUGCUGGUUGUUAUAUGGUUGAAGAAAGACUAUUGUAAUUUUAUGUAAAAAUUCAUGUAACAUGUCGCUUUCUAGAUACUUAAUAAGUGUGAUAUUUUUCUUCUGUUUGUUUCAUAACGUGUGGCCUGGUUGCGUUUUUCAGGAUGGCAAAUAUGAUUUGUCAGCAUUAGAUUUGCCUGGAGGAUGGAUGGUUGCAGGUCCAAAUAUCAAUGGGACUUCAUCACAUUAUAAGAUAAGUGUAUGCCACCCUCUGAAUUAUCCUACCAAUUCAUCUGAAGGAGGAUGUACAAAUAGUUCUGUGUGUUUCUUUUCAAGUGACCAAACCACUAGCUUUGGUGAUGCCCUUGAUGAUUCAAAGAACUAUGCUAUUGCUGCUUUUAAUAGAAAUGGCUUUACUAUGUUUGUGCAUACUAAGAUUAAAUGUGGAUCCAAAACAAUACAACGGGCUACUAUUAAAUUUGCAUGUGGUCCAAAUCUAGGAGUUCCUGAAUUGGUUUUAAUAAGUGAGUGCCAGGUUAAUUUCCACUGGAAGACAUCUGCUGCUUGUCGAGUAAAACCAAAAACUCGCCAAGUUCCUUGCUAUGCUCUUGAUGGAGAAGGUGAAAAGCGAGAUCUAUCCCACCUUAUCAAACCAACUGGGGGUUAUUUUGUGAAUACUCCUAACCCUGCUGUGGAGUUUGUAAUUAAUGUUUGCUCUGAUAUACUUCCUGAUAAUGAUACUCUUGGUUGCCCAGCUAACUCAUCUGCUUGCAGAAUUAUAGGAAGUGAAAAAUUAUCUUUCGGAUCUCCCCAAAAUGGAUUACAAUAUACUCCAGAAGGUUUGAUAUUAACUUACAAGGCCCAUGGCUUUCCUGCUGGAUGUAAUCUGGAACCCAAGACUACUGUACUAUUUAAAUGUCCAGACAGAGGUCACAGUCAACCACCAAAAGUUAUAUCAGAUUUCAACUGCCAAUAUGAAGUUGAAUGGGAAACUGAAUAUGCUUGUCCUGAAAGUUCUCUGAAGGGCGAUAUUAGAACAUGUCAGUUUACUGCUGAAACUCAUGGUGUUGAGAUAGAUUUGAGUCCUCUUAGACAACAAACUGCCUAUAUUGUUAAAAGUAACUCAUCAAACACAACUGAAUUUGCUUUAAGUGUGUGUGGUGGACUUGGAAAUUACAGUUGUGGUGACCAGACACGCUGGAAGUCUAUGUCUGUCUGUAUGAUUGAUUCAUUAAAUAAUACUGCUCAUAUUGUAGGUACAAUGGUUGGAACAAAGUUAAUGUAUGCUGAUGAUGAAGUAAUACUGUCAUAUCCUAAAGGUUCAUUUUGUGAAUCUAGUAUUGAACAUUCCACAGUCAUAAAUUUUAUUUGCGAUCCUGAUGCUGUGAAUAAUGGAACUGGUGUACCACAGCAUGUGUCUUCGGAUCAUUGUGUUCAUCACUUUGAAUGGUCUACAAAACAUGCAUGUUUGAAGCAUCUGUUAGAUACACCAUGUUCCGUUACUUAUGAAAAUAAAAAGAUCAGUUUGCAGAAGUUGCUUCUAAUUGAUGGGGAGCCUUGGGAAGCAAUAGAUAGGAGAGAUUAUCAUAAUAGAAAUGAUGCUGAUUAUUAUAUUAAUGUCUGUGGCCAAAUAUCAAAUUUGGGAAAUUUAAGUUGCGGAGAAGGCUCUUCUGCUUGUGUUAUGUUUUCUAAUGGAACUUAUUUGAAUUUAGGAAAUUUUACAUCUCCACCUGUGUUUGACGUUACUUCAAAUUCAGUGAGAUUAGAAUACACUGGUGGAAGCCAAUGUAAAGCUGGAAAAAAUUGGAAUUCUGUGAUUGAUUUUAUUUGUCGGCCAGGGCAUAUUAAUUCCGAGCCAAUUCUGACUAGAGUUGAUGAAACAGAAUGUCGUUAUGAAUUUGAGUGGCAAACAGCUGAAGCUUGUCCUGAAGGAAUGAUUGAAGGCACUGGAUGUAAAGUGUAUGAUGAUAGUUUAGGAAUUAAUUAUGAUUUAAACCCUUUGAAAUCUGAGACAUACGAAGUUGACACUGGACUUUACAAAUUUUAUUUGGGUGUUUGUGAACCAGCUAAAGAUACACCUUGUUCAAAAAAUCAGAAUUCAUCAGCUAAUGUGGGAGUUUGUCAGGUAGACCAAUCUAGUCAAUUAUCAUGGAAAACAGGAGAAUCGAAUUCAAAUAUAUCAUACAUGGAUGGAGUGGUUAACUUAACAUAUUUGUCUGGUGAUCCUUACAAUGAUGCUAAUAAAACUGCUCGUAUGACAAUUAUCAUAUUUAUUUGUGAUUUUAAAGCUGGAAAAGGGAAUCCUCAUUUUGUAGAAGAGGUGAAUUUUGCAUAUGUAUUUCAUUGGUAUACAGAUUUGGUUUGUCAACCACCUGCUUUUUUUACUGAAUGCCUCGUCCAUGAUCCUGCAUCUCAUUUAAUUUAUGAUCUUUCUGGAUUGUCUUCUUCAAAAGAAAACUGGGUGACUCAUGUAAGUGAUGAAGAUGGAGAAAAACAAAUAUAUUUGAAUAUAUGCCGACCAUUAUCUAGGCCAUCAGUCUGUGAUUCAAAGGCAGCUGCUUGUGUCACCGAAACAACUGAUUCUGGAGAAAAAGUUGCAAUUUCUAAUAUUGGUCGUGCUCUUGGACCUCCAGUUUUAGAAAGUCCUGGUCACCUUUCUCUUACUUACACGCAGGGAAAUCCAUGUGUUGCUUUUGGUCAAAAUAUUACUUAUACAACUGUGAUACAUUUCCUUUGUGGAGAACAGUUUUCAAAAAUGGGACCAAUGUUUCUUAAUAAACUCGGAGCUUGUGAAUUUACAUUUUUGUGGACCACCAGUGCUGCUUGUCCUACAGGAUCUCUUCAAGCUAAGAGUAGUUGUGAAUUGACGGAUCCAGAUUCAGGAUUCACUUUUGAUUUGAUGCCUUUGCAGAUGGAAAAACAACCUUAUUCUGUUGAAACAUCCUCUGGUAUUUUCCAGUUUAAUAUUUGUGGUAAGAUAAUGGAAGGUUGUACUACUUCAGAUGGAAAAUAUCCUUCACAAAAUACAAGUGUUUGUCAGGUGGAUAAAGAUGGUAAUAAGAUUUCAGAAAUUGCCACAGCAAACAAUUAUUCUUUAAGUUAUUCCCAGGGUCAAGAUUUGACUCUCACUUAUAAACCUCUUUCUAGUUCUCCUAAAGGCUCUGAAGAGGAAGUUAUCAUUAAGUUCCCUUGUUACAAUGGAACUGUUGAUCCAAAACCAAAGUUUAUUCGUCAUGAAGAUGGUCGUUAUAUUUUUGAAAUGCCAACUCGUCUUACUUGUAUCCCUGGACCUGUUGAUUGCACUGCUGUGGAUAGUAAAGGAAAUGAAUAUGAUUUGAGCCCUUUAGCAAAAUUCAGUGAUGGAAAUUGGGAUGUUGCUGAUUUUAGACCAGAAAAUAUGCGUGUGAUUUAUCAUAUUAAUUUCUGCAGGCCUUUAAAUAAAGUAAAGUCUUAUAAGUGUCCUGGUGGAGCUUCUUCAGCCUGUCAGACAAAUACACUUCAGAAGGAUGCUAUUGGCCUUGAUCUUGGGUCUCAAAUGAGUCCCCCCACUGUUAGUGAUACAGGCACUGUCGUUAUACGUUUUACAAAUGGUUCUUUCUGUCCCAAUGGUCAAUUUCGUAGAAGUACCACUAUAAAUCAGUUUUGUAAUAUGUAUGAAGGAGAGCUGACAUUUAUUGGCGAAACACCUGAAUGUGAAUAUGUUUUCUCGUUAGACACACCUGUGGCUUGCGCUAUUCAAAAUCAAAAUGGCAAUGAUUGUAAAGUCAGAGAACCACAGUUUGGUUAUACAUUUGAUUUGAAUCCUUUGAAGAGUAAAAACAACAAUUACAACAUUACAGUUAAGGACUACAAGUAUUACUUCAAUGUUUGUGAUAAACUUAAUAGUUUUAAUAAUGAAUGCAUGAAUUCAAGUGUUUGUCAGACAAAACCAAGUGAUGAGAAAUUCUUUAAGAGUUUAGGAUUGCCAAAUGAUAAAUUAAUGUAUCGUAAGGGUGUCAUCACUCUUGAAUACAAUUCUGGCAGUGGUGAUUGUCAUGGAAAAUAUAACAGAUCUACUUAUAUUACAUUCACAUGUGAUCAUGAAAGUAAGGAUCGAGAUGGGCCAGAAUUUAUUGCUGAAAGUGAAGAUUGCACUUAUUCUUUUGAAUGGCCUACCAUUCAUGCUUGUCCUCCAUUUGAUGUUGUCGAGUGUUCUGUUAUUGAUAAUGAUGGAAGGACUUAUGAUUUCAGUCAGCUGUCUUUAGUGAAAAGUAACUAUCUUAUCAAGAAUCCAUUCUCGAACAAUAAAACAUUUGUGCUUAAUUUAUGCCGAAGUGUUGUUCAUACUCCUGAUUCGCUUUGCCCCUAUACUGCAGCAUCUUGUCUCGUUGAUAACUCAGGAGCAUCUGAAAGCAUCAGUCUUGGGCGUGUUAACCAAGGACCUUAUUUCGAUGGUAAUAAAAUAAAAAUUAAAUAUACUUCUGGGGAUCAAUGCAAUGAAGAGAAAACAUCAACAUCAAGGUUUUGGGAAACUGUCAUUGAGUUCAAUUGUAGUCCACAUGUAACUGAGAGUGAACCCCAGUUUGUUGGAAAAGAUGGCUGUACUUAUUAUUUUGAUUGGGAUGUUGCUUUCGCCUGCAGUGAAAUAGAACCUGUUCGUAAUAUGGAAGAUUGUACAGUUGAGGAUCCUAUUACAGGUUUUGUAUAUAAUCUUACAGCAUUAAGCAAUCAUGGAGUAUUUAAGACUGAAACUGCUAAACAUCAAUAUUAUUUAAAUAUUUGUAAAAGCAAUGGUACUACACCAUGUGGCACAGGUGUUGGGGUAUGCCAAGAGGAAAUUGUUGGCCAGAAAAGAAGUUGGAAAGCUGGGCAACCCAAUAGCAAGUUACAAUAUAUUCGGGAUGUUUUGGUAUUGAACUAUACUAAUGGAGAUCUUUGUCACAAUGGGCUUUUCCAGCGUAAUAGUAUAAUAGAAUUUCAUUGUGGCUCUGGAAUAGGAGAACCUCGAUUCUUGUUUGAGUCAACUGGAUGUACAUAUUAUUUCAGUUGGAAAACUGAAUUAGCUUGCCAGAAUUCAAUGCAUAUGCAUUGUGCAAUCACAAAUGGAAGUCAGUAUUAUGACUUAAGUAGCUUGGCUGAGACAUAUCAUGUAGCUAGUUCAAGUAUUGCAAAUGAUGAUGCUGAAUACUACGUAAGUGUGUGUAAACCAUUGCCUCUAAUGGUACAUAAUAAUCACUGUCCCCCAGGAGCUGGCAUUUGUAGAGUAACUCAACAUGGUUCAAGUGCAAAAUUUGGUGAGAGUUUAGGAAAACCCGAGAUUCCACCUUUUGUCGAUUUCAUGGAUAAAGGUACCAUAAUAUACACCAAUGGUUCUUCCUGCAAGUCACGUCCUGAGGAGUCAUUGCGUUCAAGGAUAAUAUUUUUGUGCAGUUCAGAAGCUGGAAUGGGUGAACCAGUUCUCACAUUAGCCGAUGGAAAUGAAUGUAUUUAUAUAUUUGAAUGGAGAACAAGCUUGGUAUGUCCUUCAAAGCCAGAUGUGCAAGAGGACUUGUCAUGCAACUACACAGAUCGCAGUCGAGGAAUUCAUUUUGAUCUCUCGCCUCUGAAAAGCAGUCUUCACAGAGUAGAUGAUGAUAAAAGUAGUGGACAUUUCUUGUUGCAAGUAUGCUCAUCUUUGCAUUCUUCCAAUAUCAGCAACUGUGAUGAUUCUGGUGUAUGUCUGGUGGGACCACAACUUUCUCACAAUUAUGGAGUAGCAUCAACACAGAAGUUUGAAUUUGAUGGACACAGGCUUCGGUUGACAUUAAAAAAUGGCGAUGAUUGCCCAUCAGGAAUAGGUGGAAAAUAUACCUCUGAGAUAUUCUUUGUAUGUGAUCCUUUGGGUGGAUAUGGUGAACCAGUUUUGCAUAAGAAAUAUACAUGUCUGGUUGUAUUCAUGUGGAAAACUGCCCUUGUUUGUCAGAACAUGCAGCGACAAUGCUCCUUUGAUGUAAAUGGUAGUCACUACAACUUUAAUUUGCUUUCCAGCCUUUCUCAUAAUUGGGAUACUUACGAUGAGCACAACAAUACGUAUUGGAUCAACCUAUGUCGUGGAAUUCAGCCAUCUGCCAGUACCCUUGGUUGCUUACCAUCAGCUGCAGUGUGUAUGAAAGGCCAUGAUAAUCAUUACUUUACAUUGGGUACCAUACAAACAAUGCAAGUGAAAAGUAUAAAUUCAACCGAUCUUUUGUUGACUUUUGAAUCUGGAGAUACAAAAGCAUGUUCAGAUGACCAAACUAGAUUACCCAAGAUUGUAACUACGAGAUUAUUCAUGAAAUGUGGCUCCACACUUGGACAUCCUAAGAAGUUCUCUGGCCCUGAUUCAGAAUGUUAUUAUGAUUUCCUGUGGGAAUCUAGUUUAGCAUGUGCAGAAAGAAAUGAAAUAGUGAUUAUGGAAAAAGAUGGUAUAAUUAAAGAUGAAAGAUUUGGCUUUACUAUUAAUAUUAGUUCAAUUCUAAAUAGCACAUUCAAUGCAACUGGAAGUACUGGGAAAGAUGAUUAUAUCUAUCAGAUAAAUCUAAGUGGAUUACCUGGUUUACCAACAAGAAAUCCAUGUGCUAUGGCUGCUGUUUGCCAAACAAAAUCAACUGGACACUUUUAUCGCGAUAUUGGAAGCUUUGACACAAGAACAUUAGUUGUUAGGGGAACUGAAUUGCAUCUAACUUUUACUUCCCGUACCAAACCAUGUGGAAAGAAUCCUUCAAAAAAUGUCACAACUGUCAUAAAUAUGCAGUGUGUUUCUGCUGCUGGCAUUGGAAGUCCUCAGUUCACCUAUGAAUCUGGAGAGUGUGAUUAUGUGUUUGAAUGGGAAACCAUAGCAGUUUGUCCAGAUUUUCAUAGAAUUACUCCAGAACCAACAGAUGAUUCUGAUAACAUGAAUCCUUUACCCAAUCCAUAUAAAGAAGAGAUUCUUUCUAGUCAUAGUAAUGCUGCAGUAAUUGUUGGAGUAAUUGCUGCUGCAAUAGUUAUCACAGCCAUUGGAUUCAUUGUGUCAAAGCCAGAAAGGAGAGCUUUGGUGGCUCAUCGCUUUAGAAGUAUUUUUGGAAGAGUCCAUUUACCUCAUGUCAGAUAUGGGAGGGGUGACAUUCUUACAGAGUUACAAUCGGAUUUCUAAGUCAAAGUCUAGUGGUGAAAGAUUAGUUCUUGUGGAUGCGACAGAACCUCACCCAUACGAUGAUGAUAGAGAUGUUGAGAUGCUCACCUAACUUUGAGAAAUUCCUUUUGUAUUGAAGAUAUAUAUUUUCGUGCACUUCACGUCCAUGUUUCUGUGCUUUUCUGAAUUGCUAAUGAAAAGCAUUAAGGUUGUGUGUAAAUCUUUACAUAACAGUUUCAGGGAAAGUGCAUUUUCUAAAAUUAACCAUUUUGCCAUUGUUUGCUGUGCAACGUGGCAUUUUUGUAGCAUUUCUCUUAUAUUCAAAGCAUUUAAGGAAAAUUACCGUUAGAUGAUGAAUAAGCAUUUAAAAGUUCACUUUUUUACAUCCAAUUUUAUUUAAGCUUUGAAUUUUAACUGAAGUUUUUACCUUUUUUUUAAAAAAAAGCUUUUUAACUGAUUUACAGAGAUAAAAACUUUAUAGGGAAGAGUUUAAGAAUGAAUACAGUAUUUAAAAAUCAAGUUUUUCAGAUAAGAAGAUUACUGUUAGACUUUAGCUUUAAAUUGGUUUCAUUUCCUACAUGACAUUAACUUGAAACACAUGUACUUUCUUAAAGUGAUAUUUUUAUCAGUCUAAAAAGGUGCAUAAUUUUUUGUAAAUAUUUUAGUUGUGUGUCCCUAUCCCAACAUUCCUUUAUGUAUUGUAUAUAGUUUUGAAGAGUUUUAGAAACCUUUUCUUUUUUUAUGAAGAAGGAAACGCAGUAGUGUUCACCUGUUAAUUAUGUAUGUAAUUAUAUUACUUCAGAACAAGUGAAGAUUUGAUUGUGAUUUUCAAAUAAAAUUCCUUUUAUCUGAGUAUAGCAUUCAUAAAGAUAUCAUUGUGAUUCUGUCGUUUAUUUACACCUAUGUGCCUGACUCAAAAUGUUAUUGAUCCUAAUUAGGUCAAUAACCUUUUAUAGAAUUUUGGGAAUUUUUACCAUUAACGAUGUAGAACACUGAAAAUUUAUUGGACAUUUGAUUUAUUUUGUUUUAUAGCUCUAUUGAGAAUGUGAUAAUGUUACUGUGAUGCUAUUAAAGAAAGGUAUUAAAUGAGAUGAAUUAUUUUUCUUUUGUUUCUGGAAAUGUAGAUGAAAUUGAGGUGUUUGGCUGCAAGUAGCAGAUGCUUUGUUAAAUUUAAUUUUUUCACUGGCAAGUGCCUUUCAUGUUCAUUCGUGACACAGUUAUUUUAAAAUUACUUCAUCAGUAAAAUUGCUGAUUUUUUUCAGUUCUUUUUAAAACAAUUAUUAGCUAGUCCAAAGAUGAAGGUUUUUUUUAAAGAUUUUUUUGUUUAACUGGUUGAUGAAUGCAGUUUUAUUUCAUAAAAAAAAUGCUCAUAGCACAAACAUUAUAUAACAGUUUCCGUAAAAAGUUUUUAGUUAUGAAAUCAUUUUAUAGAAUGUUGUAUCUUUAUUAGAAUAAUGCAAAAUUCUUUUCCUUUUCCAUUUUUUUUUUUUUUGCUAGCAGCUGAUUCUUCUUUAUUAAAAAAUUCUAAGCAAUAAAGAUUUCUUUCAUUUAAUAGAUAUACCUGUCCAGAAAAUAUUUUGAAAAUGGGUAUAUUUUGUACUGUUUCUAAUUGUCUUUACUCUUGUUUGAUUGUACCAAAGUGUAUGAGGUUGUUUAAAUUGAGCUAAAUAAAAGUAGUAUUGUUUUUAUUUGUAGAUU
This is a messenger RNA of Argiope bruennichi, 8898 nucleotides long. RefSeq names its product cation-independent mannose-6-phosphate receptor-like (gene Lerp). The transcript has 17 exons. The record is from RefSeq and is a predicted model, not a curated record. Lineage: Eukaryota; Metazoa; Arthropoda; Arachnida; Araneae; Araneidae. Gene Ontology annotation, cellular component: plasma membrane; late endosome; trans-Golgi network. The coding region runs from base 172 to 7221 and encodes 2349 amino acids. Gene Ontology annotation, biological process: lysosomal transport. Gene Ontology annotation, molecular function: D-mannose binding; signaling receptor activity; insulin-like growth factor binding.